Molecule: messenger RNA, 2323 nt
Organism: Lobosporangium transversale
Lineage: Eukaryota; Fungi; Mortierellomycota; Mortierellomycetes; Mortierellales; Mortierellaceae
Exons: 1
Coding region: 380-2221 (613 amino acids)
Biological process (GO): exocytosis
Cellular component (GO): cell tip; Golgi to plasma membrane transport vesicle
Molecular function (GO): guanyl-nucleotide exchange factor activity
Source: RefSeq, a predicted model, not a curated record
UAGUUGAUUUCAUGCAAUGGAUCUGCAGCUCUGUCGUGUGUGUGUGUGUGGUAGAGCGCAUCAGAAGUUCAAAAGAGCCAAAUAGGAUGAGGACUGUGGAGUGGGUGUUGACUCGACCUGCCUUUAUUUCUCUUUAUCACCCCCAUUCACUCCCUCUACAGAAUCUUACCCGAUUGAUUCUUCCAUCACGCGCAGCCAUCUGCAAAAGUGGUCUGUUGCCAUUAGGAUCUUGACUUCAUUCAAAAAUUUGUAAAUCAUACCGCACUUCUCAGUCAUUCAAUCACAGAACUAACGAAAGGGAGCCAACUCAAGCACAGCUAGCAACAAACAUAGAAAGGUUGGACAGAGACAUACCCAAUUGCCUUUUUAUUGCCACGUCAUGAACUCUGACAAAAUCGAUGCUGCUACAGUUGCAAUUGAUGACUCGACCGCUGAUUCGCAUGCCAUCAAUGCCGACAGUGUGAAUAGCGAGCAGGGCAACAUCAGUACCAACACUAGUACUAGUGGCAAUUCCGGUUACAUAAAUGGAAGCGUGCAUAACCCCACUGAAGGAGGCUGUCCCUGCCACAGGGUAAACAGGACUUACGCCAAUGGGACCUGCGGUAUUUGUCAGCGUACAAUCCCUGCUUGGGCGGAAGCAGCGAUGGAACACGCGCGAUUGCUUGAGGAGCAGGAGCGCACUCAAAAACAUCUGGAGGAGGCACAGGCACGAGCUACGUCUGAGUCGGCAGAAACGCGGAUGCUCCGUCAAAAAGUUGAAGAGCUUGAAAAUACACUCGCUGUAAAAACAUCUGAACACUCAAACGUUCAGCGCGAUCUAGCAAUCCUGAACGACAAAUAUGUGGACGAGAUCGAGAAAGUCGCCGAGAUGCAACAUGCCAAAGAAAUGGUUGAAAAUGAGUUGGAGGAGCUCAGUCGCACAUUAUUUGAAGAGGCCAACGGUAUGGUGGCAUCAGAGGCGAGAGCAAGGCAUCAACUUGAGUUGAAACGGAAACAUCUCGAACUCGAGCUGAAAGACGCUCAGGAGCGACUCGCAGCCGAGACUUCCCAGCUCAAGGAGCUUAAGGCAAAAAUGGAGUCUAUGAUGGAGUCACGACCGCAGAGUAAACGCUCUUCAACCAAUCCUUCAGACCGUGGAAGCGUUGAUCUUGCUCAAUUAUUUGGCUUGAGCAGGAUCUCGGAGAUUGAACAGCCAGCAUCACCGGGGCCGGAGACUGCAAUAGCUAUCGAUGGCCAAUUAAUCCAAGAAUUCAAGGAAUUUGUUACGCAAAGUGCGUCAGUGCGCUUGGCAAAGAUUCAUAGUUUGCCUUUCAUGCGACAUUGUCAAGACGAGGAUGUAGAACCGUGCCUACGAUUCGGAAACAACCCCAGGAUUUCAGCUAGGAAACUUACAGAAGGCAUCUGUUCCAACACGUGUUAUAUCGAGGAAGCGACGCCAGAGCAAGUCAAGGAAUACGAACGUAUGAUUCUAGCAGCUCAACAACCACCUUCACCUGCGCGCAAUUCCAUUUCUAACAAGAACAUGCUCUGGGAGCGACUACAGACGCAGUAUGCUAUGUAUCAGGCACCUAAGGGAGGCUGUCAGGCCUGUGGACGCGCAGGACCCCUAAGCCAUCGGUAUCGCAUAGCGACUUCCGACGAAUGGUCGUUCAUCGAUCGAUUUUGUCGAGACCGUUUGGUAGCCGUUUGUGAGUUCUACAUUUUCAUUCGGAACGUCCGCGCCGGCCUAUAUGCAUCUCGUGCAAUUGAGGACCUAUACUCAGAAUGCCUUCGUCUUCGACUACAAAUGUUCUAUGCACGUUCAGGAGUGCUCCCAAUCAUGCUUGCAGAGCUUGGUAUAGCCACACAAUCUAUUGGUAAUAUGGGCCCCUCCGGGGAGUGGCCAGAAGGGGUUUAUCAUCGAGCAGAAGCCAGUGAUUCAGGAUCAAUUGCGUCUGUCACACCAAUUACAACACCCAAAAAUGAACGGGCGGAACCACUUUCAAGACCACAAUCUACUAGUGCAAUCGAUGAUUUUUCAUCGCGCGCAUCAUCUCGCAAGGUUUCUGAAGACAAGACGAGAGCGCUUAACACGAACAGCGUAGUUGAUAACAUCUCGGAACAUGCAGAUGAAGAAUCCAAACAAGCGGUUUCAGCGAAUCCUUCGACAAUGACCUUGGCUUCGGCUGGACCAGAGUCAACAGGCUCACUGAUCCCUAGCGGGGACGAGACGCUAACCUAACUUUGAUGAAUAUUAUGUAGGCCCAAAAGGUUUAUAAAGCAGAAUCAAGAACAACGAAUUAGCAACAAUAAUAAAUAAAUACAUAGUGUUUGUUGUAUUGGC